AUGUCUUCUCUGGAAGAUGCAAAAACUCUGAAGAAGGAACUUGAUCCUCAUGCAAAGCCUCCUGAGUCUAUGAAAAGACUCUUCAAAUUUUGGCGAAAGGCUUCAGAUCUUGACCUUGAGCAUAGCUCUAAACAUCUAGUAUCUGACGUCUUUCUGGGGAACGCUCAGGUAGAUCUGUCAGCUACACGUGUCAAAACGGUUGACAAUGUACCCGUGAACUAUGAACAGAUAAUGCAGAGGUUCUGCGCAUCUAUUCCCGUGGACUUGUAUUCACACCAUGCUAGCGUUCAGCAACUUCCAAAGGCUGCUUUUGAGGUUUCUUGUAUGCCUGGCCUCUACUUAUUCCCAUCACUUCUUCCACCACCUGUUCAAAUCGCCUUGUUGGAAAAGCUUCUUCAUCGUGAUCUAUCGAAUCCUGCUCAUAAGACCAACUUUGACCUUCAUCAUAUCAUUCCAAGCGGGUAUCGAGACCCUCCCGUCUCGUUCUUCAGUCAGGCGCAAGAUUCUGUGCUCUUUCCUAAAGAUCCCAUGAUUCACAAGCCCCUGACAUUGAGACAAAUGCUCGACAGUAAGUUACGUUGGGUCACUCUGGGAGGGCAAUACGACUGGACGCAUAAAGUCUACCCUUCUGAAACCCCGCCGGCAUUCCCUGUGGACAUAGCGUCUCUGAUGAAUGGGUUAUUUCCUGAUGUCAGUCCAGAAGCUGCAAUAGUCAACUUCUAUAGUCCUGGAGACACACUCAGUGUACAUCGCGAUGUAAGUGAGGACUGCACAAACAGUCUGAUAAGUGUAAGCAUCGGCUGCGAUGCGUUAUUUAUCGCAGGAAACGAUGAUGGAAGUCAUACAUGCACUAUCAGGUUGAAGUCUGGAGAUGUACUCCUUAUGUCAGAUCGAGUACCAGUAUCACAAGUGCACGGCAGGAAAAUGGCAACGGACUGGCAGUCUCGAGCAAAGGCGAAACGCGAAGCCAUACUGGCUUCCAUCCAAGAGAAGUGGCUUCUGAAAUCAAUCCCUUCAGUAGAGGAGCAAAAGGAUGUCACAGGCGCAUACAUCCAACAAUUCCUGAGCUCAGAAGAAGUUGAGAUCACCGAAACAGACUCGUUUGGCAUUGCUGAGAAGGUGGCCGCCGGAGCAUGGACUGCUGUUGCCGUCACCGAAGCGUUUUGUCAUCGAGCCUCAUUAGCCCAUCAGAUACUCAACUGUCUCCAUGAGACCUUCUUCGAUGCAGCACUAGCAUCGGCGAAGAAACUUGACGAGUACUUCGCCGAGCACAAGAAAACAAUCGGUCCGCUACAUGGAGUACCUGUAUCGCUCAAAGAUCAGUUCCAUGUUGAGAACGUUGAGACUACCAUGGGAUAUGUUGGUUGGAUUGGCACCUUUGAAGGUGUUGCGGACGACCCACGCAAAGGCAAGUUUGAGAGCGAAAUGGUCAGAGAAUUAAGGGCAUUGGGUGCGGUACUCUACUGUAAGACCAGUGUUCCGCAUACCUUGAUGAGUGGUGAGACAGUCAACAACAUCAUUGGGUAUACGUGGAACCCCAAGAAUCGACACUUGACAUCUGGAGGAAGUUCUGGUGGAGAAGGGGCGCUGAUCGGAUUGAGAGGGUCUCCAGGAGGAUUCGGUACCGACAUUGGCGGGUCAAUUCGCAUUCCUGCAGCGUUCAAUGGCCUGUACGGCAUCCGCCCAACAUCUGGAAGAUUGCCAUAUGAAGGUAUGGCGAAUAGCAUGGAUGGCCAGAACAGCAUCCUCUCCGUUGUUGGUCCUCUCGCCACGACGGCUCGCUCAGUCAAACUCCUAACAAAGGCGGUUCUUUCACAAGAGCCCUGGCUACACGACCCGCUCGUCGUCGACCUCCCAUGGCGAGACAGCCAAGAGCAAGCAAUCUUAGACAUUGUCAAGUCCACCGGAUCCUCUUCUACCGGCCAGUUGAGCUUCGGCGUGAUGAAGUCCGACGGCAUUGUCACGCCGCAACCACCCGUGUCGCGCGCCAUCGAAAUGGUGGCCUCCUUGCUCUCGAAAGCCGGCCACAAGAUCAUCGAGUGGAAGCCUCCAUCCCACGAACGCCUUCUGGCUAUCUCCUUCAAAACCUGGAUGUACGACGGCGGCAAAGACGUGCACUCGGCCUUCGGGCUAUCCGGGGAAGAUGUGGCCGUACAAAUCAGCGGCGUCUACGGGCCCAACGCACGGGAAGAGUUCACGGCGUCCGCCAUCGCCGCCAACAACGUCGCGAAGCGGAAAUUCCAAAAGGAAUACCUUGACUACUGGAACAGCACGGCCCAAGUGACCGGAACCGACCGCCCCGUUGACGGCAUCAUCGGUGCCCUCGCGCCUUAUCCAGCGGCCCGCCGGGAGAAAUAUAAUUACUACGGCUAUAGCGUGUGGGUCAACGGCCUGGAUUACACCAGUGUUGUAGUGCCCGUGACAACGGCGGACAAGACCAAAGACGUGUAUGCUGAGAACUUCAAGCCACUAAACGAGCAGGACAAGAAGGUCUUCGACGACUAUGAUGCCGAGUUGUACGAUGGUGCACAUGUGAGUCUGCAGAUUGUAGGGAGACGGUAUACUGAGGAGAAGAUGCUGGCGAUUGCGGAAUACGUGGGUCAAUUGGUGGGGAAAUAG
Messenger RNA from Exophiala bonariae, 2619 nucleotides. RefSeq lists its product as uncharacterized. The coding region runs from base 1 to 2619 and encodes 872 amino acids. The record is from RefSeq and is a predicted model, not a curated record. Lineage: Eukaryota; Fungi; Ascomycota; Eurotiomycetes; Chaetothyriales; Herpotrichiellaceae. The transcript has 3 exons.